AUGAGCCGUGGCUCCCCUUCACGCACUGGACUGUGGUCCCCCGCUACCGAUCUGCGCAGCUCUUCGUCGUAUCCCACAGGUGUGACAGUGAUAGAACCUGACGUCUCCCAACAGUCGGUGCGUUCUCCCAGAAGUCCGCCUAGGACCACUUCUAGGCGGAGUGAGACUCUACCCCUAUCAUCAUCCCGGACGUCCAGCGGUGGAAGCGACACGGAGAGUGUCGCCUCCAUCGAGACGAAUAUCACGUAUGGUGAACCUGAAUCCCCCGAAGUGGAUCUCUCUAGUCUCUACAUCAGUACCGCCAGCUCCCCUGCAUGCAGCGCCCGAACGCCUUCAGCGCCGAGUUCGGCCUCAACCCCGUCUUCUGGUCGGGGCUCUGACCGCCCUCGGCGCAGAAAGGUCUACGCCAGCCAGAGUGUCCAGACCGCGCUGCAGAUGCACAAUAGCACGCCCCCAACUCCGCGCGCCACCCCUCCUCAUAGCGCAACAUCAACCCCACGCGUCACCCAUAGCAGUAUGUCGACGCCGCGCGCCACUCCCCCGCCGACAACAAGCACCAUGAAUCGUAGCUUGGCCCGCUCACACAGCGAGGGCCACGACAACUACUGUCAAUGCCACGCACCGGCCCCAGCGACGUGCGGGUCGUGCCAGCGCCCGAUUGCCCCGCCGUCGACUGCAGUUUCGUCUCCCCAGCACGUCUCCCGAACGACGCUCAAUACCCCCCGCCGUGCGGCGCCUCUGAGCCCACUAGGCUUGGGGCUGAUGCAGCCGAUGCAUGCGUCGAAUCUGGUGUACGAAGGCGCACAGGACCCGCGCUCGCCAAUGCACCGGAGCACCCCGACGCCGUCGACCGUGCCGGUGUUCCACCGUCCCUCGCCGUCGACGUCGACGAUGUCGAUCUCUGCGACGCUCUUCGUGUCGUGA
Messenger RNA from Fibroporia radiculosa, 924 nucleotides. RefSeq lists its product as uncharacterized. The transcript has 2 exons. Lineage: Eukaryota; Fungi; Basidiomycota; Agaricomycetes; Polyporales; Fibroporiaceae. The record is from RefSeq and is a predicted model, not a curated record. Bases 1 to 924 code for a protein of 307 amino acids.